This is a messenger RNA of Cinclus cinclus, 2725 nucleotides long. It is a transcript of the gene MEX3C, whose product is annotated as mex-3 RNA binding family member C. Lineage: Eukaryota; Metazoa; Chordata; Aves; Passeriformes; Cinclidae. The coding region runs from base 99 to 1376 and encodes 425 amino acids. The record is from RefSeq and is a predicted model, not a curated record. The transcript is spliced from 2 exons. Gene Ontology annotation, molecular function: RNA binding.
ACGAGGGGGACGAGGCCGAUGCGGCCGCGCCGGCGCUGCCCUCGCCGCUGUUCCCGGCUCUCGGUGCUGCCGAAGGGGCGGCCGGAGCCCGGGGUGUGAUGGCGGCGAUGCUGUCCCACGCCUACGGCGGAGCCCCGGCCGUGGGCGGCGAGCAGGCGGCGCUGCUCCGCAGGAGGAGCGUCAACACCACCGAGUGCGUGCCCGUGCCCAGCUCCGAGCAUGUGGCCGAGAUCGUGGGGCGCCAGGGCUGCAAGAUCAAGGCGCUGCGGGCCAAGACCAACACCUACAUCAAGACUCCGCUGCGCGGGGAGGAGCCGGUGUUCGUGGUGACCGGGCGGCAGGAGGACGUGGCCGAGGCCAGGAGGGAGAUCCUGUCGGCGGCCGAGCACUUCUCGCUGAUCCGGGCGUCGCGCAGCAAGGGCGGCGCGGCGGCGGGAGGGCCGGGCUGCUCUCCGGCGCUGCCGGGGCAGACCACGGUGCAGGUGAGGGUCCCGUACCGCGUGGUGGGGCUGGUGGUGGGCCCCAAGGGAGCCACCAUCAAGCGCAUCCAGCAGCAGACGCACACCUACAUCGUGACGCCGAGCCGCGACAAGGAGCCCGUGUUCGAGGUGACGGGCACGCCCGAGAACGUGGACCGGGCUCGCGAGGAGAUCGAGAUGCACAUCGCCGUGCGCACCGGAGCCUUCCUGGAGCUCGGCGACGACGGCGGCUUCGAGGGCGGCCCCGCCCGCCCGGGCGCUCGCCCCGCGUCCAGCGCCCGCUGCGGCGCCGGGACGGGCUCCGGCUACCGCAACGACAGCUCCGGCUCCCUGGGCAGCGGCUCCACCGACUCCUGCUUCGGCGGCGGCCGGCCGGCCGACUUCAGCCCCGCCAGCCCCUUCGGCGCCGGCGGGUUCUGGUUCGGCGAGGAGCCGGCCCCGGACUCGCCCCUGCCCGCGCCCUCCCCGACGGUCUGGGCCCCGCUGGGGACCGCGGCCGCCCCGUCCGGGCCGGGCGGCUCCAGGGCCCCCCCGCUCCAGGGCGGCCGGCCGCCCACUCCCCGCCUGUCUCCCACCUUCUCCGACAGCCUGGAGCACCCUCUGGCCCGGCGGGUCCGCGGCGAGCAGCCGGGGCCGCCCGUCCCCGUCCCGGCCUUCUCCAGCGGUACCAACAGCUACUCCUCGUCCAACGGCGGCUCCGCGUCCAGCUCGCCCCCCGAGUGCCGGCGCAAGCACGACUGCGUCCUGUGCUGGUUGGGCGAGGCCACCGCCGCCCUCGUGCCCUGCGGCCACAACCUCUUCUGCCUGCGCUGCGCCGGCAGGAUCUGCCACGGGGACGCGCCCGCCUGCCCCGUGUGCCGGAGCGCCGUCACCCAGGCCAUCCAGAUCCACUCCUGAGCGCCUUCCCCUGGUCCUGAGCGCCUUCCCCUGGUCCUGAGCGCCUUCCCCUGGUCCUGCCCGCCGCGCUGCGAGUGGGCCGUGAUGCCGCUUGCGGCGAUCUGCGGGGGGAGGUUCCGCCCCUUGCCCGCAGCUGGAAAACGGAGCCGAGGAGGUUCCGAGGAGGCUCCGUGGAGGCUCCGCGCCCACCCGAGCCGGCGCCUCCGCUCAGCUGUUCCGGGGCCGGGAUCCGCGAUUCCCGCAGGGAUCCCCAGGGAUCGCGCGUCCCGGCUCCGCUGUCUCCCCCUCACCCUGCUCCUCUCGCGGCGCUGACAUUCCGUUCGCUCCUCCCUUCCCAAAUCUCCUUUUCCUGCCGCCCCCCACCCCCCGCGCACACGCACCCCCGAGAGCCCGCGGGCCCCAAAGAUGCGAGGAGUUCCACGGCCCUGCACCUGCUGCACAGAGACACGUUUUGUUUUCCAGCCAGGGGAAGGGAAAACGCGGGGAGGGAGUUGUCCUCGUCCUUUUCUCAGCCCCGCAAUCAGCUCGCUUCAUUUCGAAAAACGCCUUUGACAUCACGAGUUUUGAAAAGAGAAAAGAAAAUCAAAACAAAACAAAAAAAAACACAAAACAAAAAAAAAACCCAACGAAACAAUAUGAAAAACAAACAAAAAUACUAAGUGGAGUGCUGGUGGAUUUUUUUCUAUAUAUAUAUAUAUAUUUUUUUUUUUUUUGGGAGCAUUAUUUUCCUAAGACAAAGCUUUUUUUUUUCUCAGUAUAAAGAAAAAAACAAACAAAAAAAGAUGAAAUCACACCUACCUUGAACUAGCAGAGGAACACUUUAUUUUUUAUUUCCACUCGAAGAAGAGUUACAUUUCGUACUAAAAGUUUACAGGCAACGGUUUGUGGAUUUUUUUGGUGGGGUUUUUUGGUUUCUUGGUUUUUUUUUUCUCCGUGAUUCCGAGUGCUGUCUGAGCCCCCAGGCCACAAAAUUUGCUAAUUUUGCUACACUUUUUGUUAUGUAUAGGUGGGGAGGUCGUAGGGGUUACAGAUCCAAUUUGAGUAAAAGUUUAAACAAAAAAAAAAAAAAAUAAAACAACAAAAAAAAUUUCAAAAUCCUUAUAUUUUAUGAUAAAGGGCCUUUAACUUAUGAUGGCCAAAGCACUGAUAUUAUAUAUUUGCUGUAAAGAGAAAGAUAAGAGUUUUAUUUUUCUGAUAUUAAAAGUUAGUUAAUUAAGAUCUGUUUCCAUUAACUUGUAGGGUUUUUUUUGCAUUGCUCUGAUUUGGGUGUGGGGGUUCCUGUGAGGGAUUUGGGUCUGGGGGUUCUGUGUGAGGGAUUUGGGUCUGGGGGUUCCUGUGAGGGAUUUGGG